AAAAACUAUUGUGUAAAGAAGAUUUAAGGGCAAUCAGCUCUUCAACACCAAUUUCUAAAGAGCAGUGUCAAGAAUUAAAAGGAGAAUAUCUUUGUCAAACAUAUUAUAAUUAUGAAGUUGUUAAUAAAACUCAUUCUCAA
Molecule: messenger RNA, 140 nt
Organism: Scutellospora calospora
Lineage: Eukaryota; Fungi; Glomeromycota; Glomeromycetes; Diversisporales; Gigasporaceae
Source: the annotation of a GenBank genome assembly